GUCCCUGAAACUUCAUGCCACAGUACACUGGUUAGUUUUUUAAGGUACCGCCAGACACUGGGCCAGGUGGGGUGGUGGUGGUGUCGGGACGGGGAGCUUGAUCGCUAUUGCAGGCGAAGGAGCUCAGCCAGAGCAAAGCGCCACCCCCCCCCCCCAGCCUCCGACCACCCAGGCCAUCUCUGGCUUUGGAAUUGGAAAGGCGGAGAGGGGCGGCGGCACACUGUUGGGAGCGCACGCCCGGAAGGGAGUCUCCGUGUGUCCUCUGCGCUGGUGGGCAUCUCCAGGGAAAGUAGUGUAGCCAGGUGAGGGAAGACUGGAGCUGUGGGUUGGCGGCUCCCUCCUCCCCCUCUCGAAUCACGUGGGCGUGUGGGGGCCGCCUCCUGCUGCCCCACCGUGUGUGUGGGUGAGAGCGGGCGAGAGAGACCUGCUUGCUGCCGUGAAGGCUCAGCUGCUGCUGCUGGGAGCCGCCGGCCUGGGCGUCCGCGCUCCCUCCUCCUUGCCGCUCUUCCUGGCCCGCAAUAUGCCUCCGCUGCCCUCUGGCUGGUCGCCAUGCCGGGGAUUUGCGGGCGCUUGCCGUUCUCCUGGCUGCGAGGAGGACUAGCCGCCGCGUUACUUUGGCUGCUGCUGUUGCUGAAGAGCCUCCCGGGCUCCGCAGCCUCCACCAGCGCCGUCGACGUGAGCUUCGGCAGCCGCCCUCAACAGCAGCCCCAGCAGCAGCAGCAGCAGCAAGCCGCGCUGCUUGGGACUUCCUCCUCCUCCUCUGCUGCGCCAGGAUCUAUGUUUACUCUUAAAGUGCAAGUCAAUGAUAUCAUCAGUCAUCAAUAUCUACGCCAAGCAGUUGUGGAAGUCUUCGUCAACUACACAAAAACAAAUUCCACUCUAACUGGAAAUAAUGGAGCAGUAUUGAUUCAGGUUCCCUAUCAACUAGGUCUAAGUUUAACAAUUGCAUCUUAUAAAGAUGGUUAUAUGUUAACACCUUUGCCUUGGAAGACAGGAAGAAUGCCAAUAUAUUCAUCUGUCACACUUUCACUGUUCCCCCAAAGCCAAGCAAAUAUAUGGCUAUUUGAUGAUACAAUUUUAAUAACUGGGAAACUAUCUGAUGCCAAAUCUCAACCAAGUGUUCAGUUUCCAAAAUAUUUAAUUAAACUUCCUCUGAACCAUCAUAUUACAAAUGUAACAGCCUACCUUACAGUGCCACAACAGUUUUUGAAAGUGGACCAUUUUCUCUAUACAACAGGAAUUCUUCUAAAUAAGUCAGGUUUUAAAAGUAUUGAAUUGACCCCUCUCGCUGCGAUAUGUGUCAACCUCUUCUCGGCUGGGAAAGAACUGAAGGUGGAUGGCUCCAUUCAUAUCACGCUGCCUCUUCUACCCACAAGAGCGGUAAAAGCAGGAGACCCUCUCCCAGCGUGGACCUUUGAUAUGAAAACUGGUGCCUGGGUCAAUCGUGGGUUAGGCAUGGUAAAGGAUGCAGGUGAUCAUCUAGUGUGGACGUAUACUGCUCCAAGUCUAGGGUAUUGGAUAGCAGCCCCCCUGCCUGGAACAAGAGAUUCCAUCUUCGCAACAGUUACAAAUGAUAUAACUGCAUACCACACAGUGUUCCUCACAGCCAUCUUGGGAGGUACCAUCAUAAUUAUCAUUGGGUUCUUUGCAGUUCUCAUUUGCUACUGCAGGGAUAAAUGUGGUCAGUCAAACAGACGAAGAAAUGUGACUAAACUGGACAUCUUAAAAAAAGAUCAGACGACGUCAACAUCAACAUCUCACAUCAAUCACCUUGGUAUUGUCAAGGGGUCACUAAAGCCUGAGGAGAAAUCUCAGUUGUAUUCGCCCGGGAUGUCAUCUUAUAGCCCCCAGAGAGGGGCUUCAGCAGAAGUGGAAGAGAGGAAAUCCCGUGACAGUUUUAAAAUAUACACAGAAGGUGGAUCAUACCAAUCCUCCAGCAACACCACUCACUGUAGGAGCUCACCUCAAUCCUUGGGACCUAGUAUGGGAAUGAGACAUUUACAGCCAACCCAACAUAUCAGCGGAACUAUUUCCCCUUCCAGAGACUCACAAGAACAGAACCAGUAUCUCUCCAUGGGUGAGAAAAUGUAUGGGCUCUCUCCCCUUCCAGAGCAGUUGAUGCAUCUCUAUAGUCAGCCUAUUGCUAUCCUUCAAACAUCUGACCUUUUCCAUUCUCCAGAGCAAAUGCAUGCUGCCAAGUCAGCUACUUUGCCACGAAAGGGACAAUUAGUCUACAGCCCAAUGAUGGAACCUAUGAGUCGGGAAAGUUAUACCCAGACAUUACCCAAAAUGCCAAUGCACUCUCACCUGCAGCCACCCACUUCCAGAGAUGAAACCACUGCAUUAGAUGGCCAACAAGGCUUAUCUCCUCAAACUGCAAACUGGGGGUGCUACACCAAUAGCCUGCUUGAGUCUGUUUCUGUCCCUGGAACACUAAACGAAGCUGUAGUCAUGACACCAUUUUCGUCUGAACUUCAAGGCAUUUCAGAGCAAACAUUAUUGGAGCUUUCAAAAGGCAAACAGUCUCCACACCCAAGAGCAUGGUUUGUGUCACUGGAUGGCAAGCCAAUAGCUCAAGUGAGGCAUUCAUUCAUAGAUCUCAAGAAGGGCAGGAAGACCGAGAGCAAUGAUACUAGCUUGGACUCUGGCGUGGACAUGAAUGAGCAUAACCUCAGUCGAAAACUGGAGAGGGAGAAGACCUUCAUCAAAAGCAUGCAGCACUCCAAGAUCCUGUAUCUGGAAGACUUAGAUCUCAGUAGCAGUGAAAGUGGGACCACUGUUUGCACCCCUGAAGAUCAGACUGUGAAGCAGAUGCCGGAUGGAGGGAGUGAUCUGGUCAUAGAAGAGCACACUGAGGAAAGUCUGCCCAGGAGGAAAAACACCACAGAAGAGCAUGAGGCGAGCCCUCCUCCAGCUAAGAAACGAGGGAGGCCACCUCUGACAAAGAAAGACAGCAAAACCAAUAUCUGGAAGAAGAGAGAAGAGAGGCCACUCAUUCCCAUAAAUUAAAUUGCAGCUAUGGCUGUCUUUUGGUCUGCCUUUUGUCCUGUAUACUUCCCCCCCGCCCCCUCUCUGAUUCUUAUUUGUAAACUUGCAGUGUUCACUUACUAUGAGACAAUUUGAAUCGGGUAAUGGUUCUUAAAUCUCAGAGCAGAUUACACUUUCAUCAGUGAUGUCUAUCUGAGCAAAGGGAAUCUCUAUGAUGUGCCAGAGGGUGUACCUAGCGUGUCUUUUGAGACCAGCUCUUGUUUUCAGCAGUUGCUUGAGCAACACUUCUGCUUUUCUUAAAUGUGCGAAACAAUUCUGGGAUUCAUCUAUGGGGAUGUAUAUAUGUCUUCUAAAAGAAGCCAGAAUGUAACCUAGUUUAUCUGGUGUGGAAGGCAAGGAAGCACUGUUCAUACUGGAUUGCAUUGCCAUGGGGAUGGGAGUACACUGUAGAGGGAACGUUUCUAGUUUUUGCUUCUAACUACUAGCUUCCAGGAAUGGAGAUCCGGCCAUAUAGGGUUUGAUGUAGAUGUCUAAGUAGCAGGAUGGAGACUGGCAUUUUUCAUCUAAAAUGCGAGACCAGAAGUAUCUCAUUUCACAGACAUUGCUUCCUGGUGCUCUGUCCUUUCUCUUGGCUAUCUUGUAUUACAUUAUACUAUGUUGUUCUUUGUAUAUUCUUGGAGGCGGGGGUGGGGGAAUAUCAGGGAUUUCUUAUCUAUUCCAGAUGGUAGCUCAAGUGUGCAGACUUCUCCUUGUCAUGUGUGACUCCAGUAUGUAUUGAGCCAAAUUGUGCUCCGUUUUUAGGAUAACGAGAUUUAUACUAAUGUAAUGAGGGCAGUGUUUGGCCCUCAAAGUCAAAGAUAUAUAUUAUUGCAAAUGUGGCCAAAAGGAUGGCUUUAUAGAAAGGAUUCCCUGCAGAAACCUUUUGCUUUGCUGUUGUAUAGCCUUUUAAAAACAAACUGUAAUACUUAAGCAAUGUGACUCUGUGCCUCCUUUUUUGCUAGCUUUGAAUGACUUUAGCCCCCGUCUUCAAGUCCAUCAUUGCUUAUGAGAAAUUCCAUAUGAAGUCUGUGGGACUUAACUGUGAUUCAAAAUAAGCUUAGCCAUCGCCACAAAGGUACUUUUUGCAUGGGCAAACUGGCCUUAAGGGACCACUCCAGAGAUGAUUUUGUAGCACGUGUAUUCCCUGUCCCAGUAGCAAACCUGUCAAAUGGUGACAUGAUUUACAUAACCUUUUGGCACAGAAUUGAUAUUGGAGGGAAACCAUAUUUGGCUCAUUUGAUGUUGACCUGUCUCUGUAGAAGUAUCUGACACCGUAAUUAAAGUCUAAGGGUGCAUACAGACUUACCUGAAACCAAGAGUCACAGCUUUCUCCCUACAUGGCAAUUUUGGCUUUCUACUGCCUUCACGAUGCAAACGACAGUUGUACUUUAUCAGCAGUUUGAAUACUGAUACAUGUGUCUUUGCCCCUUCUCCUUGUGUUCCAGACAAGCUGUCUUUCCCCCCCCCACUGUAGCAUGAACAUUCAUUCUCUCGAACAUUUGCCUUAUUUUUUAAAAAAAUGCAAUUUGAAAGAGUUGAAAAACUGCUCUAGGAACCCAGAGCAGGGGAAAUAAGCUUGUGAUAUCACAGAGACUAACAAAUUGGCAUUCAGCAUAGCCAGUUACUGCUGCAAACAAGAAGAAACUUGAAGAAGGGGGAUUCCUCUAAGCUCACUCCUAGAUGUACAAAACAUGAUGAAUGAAUUUCCACAGUGGACUCACCGUUUACAUUCUGUAUGUCUGUACGCACCCUAAGUGUGUCCUAAAGCAAGUUGUGCACUAUGAACAUGUUCAUCAGUCAUUCAGGGACUGUCGAUUGAUACUUCCAAUUAUGAAGAAGGUAAGCUGUGAGCCUGGCCUAUAGGACAACAGCCAUCCUUGGGAACAGAAUAUAUUGUAGAGUUGAAAACAGUUACCAAAAGAAAUGAUUGCAUGAAAUGUAACUAAGAAAAUAUAUAAAGGAAAGGAAAGUCCAUAAAGGCACUUUUUCUGUUUUAAAUUGUCAUUUUGUCAAAAUGUUGGAUCUUGUUUUGGCUAACAGAAACGUGGAUAUAUGAGAGAAGCAUGUUGUUCUCACCUUAAAAUCUUAUGUCGCAGCUCUUUUAUUUCAGCAAUUUGAUUAGAACGUAAUGGUGCUAUCAUUUCUGUUUUCAGAAGAGCUAUUUAGACUCAAGGCAGCAUUAAAGCCAUGCUAUAGAGACUAUGAAGUUUCCCUUAUUGUCCCUUUCACCAGUCCGGUUCUGUCAUUUGGGCACUGGACUCUUUGGAGUCCUCUUUAAAUUACCAAACAUAUUUACAAUGAAACUCCCUCUUUGUGACAGUGAAGCACCAAAAAAGCAGGACACUGGCUCUUGUUGCCCAAGUGCCUUAGCACUGCCUGCUGGAAGCACCCUGUACUAUUGGGGCGAUUCUGCUGACCCUCAGCGACACAUUUCCAGGACACACUUCCGGAGCUCAGGCAGUGCUUGGAAGUAUUUGCCUUUGCUCCCAGCACCACGUGUGCAGGACUGAGGGAGUUGCACGGGGGCAAAUGGAUGUCAGCCACAGCUAGGUUUUAGAAGUACAAGAUGGAAGUCUGACGUGGGAAAAUAUUAUCUUUGACAAACAUACCCUGAACUGUAGAAAAGCAAUGGGCUUGAAAACUUAAAUAACUUCUCUUGUUAAAUAGUUUACAUGCCAAAGAUUGGAUAUUUUAGCUUUGCAAAUUAUAUAGACAAUUGCCCUGCAUCUGCAAUGACUAGGAUCAGCAAGAUUAUUCUUUUUCACACUAUUUGGUAUGUAUGUGGCAUACCAAAAAUGAAUAAGAAAUAGCAAUUUGUCUUCAUAAUUUUGUAGCUGUUGCAAAUUUUUGAGGAAGCAGCAUAUUCUUAUAUGUUUAAAACGGGGGUGGGGGUGGGGCGGGUUACACACAUUUUCUGUUAGCCAAACAGGAUUGUUGCUAAGAUUUCUUACUUCUCUCUUCUUUUUUGGAAACAAACAACAACAACAAAACCCAAAUCCAGGUCAUCUAGUUUCAUUGUUGGAAUAUUGCAUGCAGGUAAUAUUUCAAUUGUUAAAAUAUUUUUUAAAAAAACCUUUUAACCACUGGCAAAAAUUUGCCAGAAGAAAGAUCUCUCAACCACAACAAAUAGUGUAUUAAUUUAUUGUAAACUGCCCAUAGCUGCUAGAUGGAGUGUUAAAAUGUGAUAAGUAAAUAAAACAAAUAUAUAUGACAGCGUUAUGGCCAGGAUCCAGAGAACUGUGUGCCCAUGGCAGCAUAUUUUGUGGUAAUAUUUUUCAAACAUCCACCAUGGGAACCCUCUUUUGAGAUGGAGAGCAGCUUUGAAAACAGCAUAUGAUGUGGCCUGGGGAUCUACCAUUCAAAUGGCGGGGGUGGGAGGGGGGGGAGAUUCUGAGUCUGCCUCAAGCCCUGGGACCCGCCAAAAGCAGCUCUUUGGAUCAUGGCCCAGAUGCAGUAAAUCAGGAGAAAAUUAGAUAUAAUAUAUGCAGAGAUUUAUUUCUGUGCAUGCGUUACCUUUGUUGGACUAGGAUAGUGGCUUAUAAAUCAAAAUCUGGAAUUAUAUGUUUAGUAUCUCAAGGAAAUGUGCAUGUACUUACAGAACAGAACUUAGUCUAUAUAGGGAUUCUCUUUUGGGUUCUGGGAUAAAAUGGGCCAAACACUAGUUGGCAGCAUAGUAAUAGGAAGCUCAUAGCUUAUUACCCCAUUCUUGGGUUUGAUUCUAUAGUGCUAGUAUACUCAAAGGCUUCCUUUUUGAUUUCACAGAAGCAGUUUAUACAUUUAGCAGAAUGAAAUGAUAAAAUAAUUUCUGGGCUGCACCACUUUGGGCUACAUACAGGUGGUUGCAUUUUUGCAAAAACUGCAUUUUUUAAUCCCUACUCCACCAUUAUAAACCCCCCUGAAGAUAGAAAAAUAGCAUGACAGGAAGAUUUGGGUGAACAUUUUCUCUUUGAUGUGCUAAUUUUUCAACAUAAAUGGGUGUGUGCAAACACACUAACACAUGCAGUCUGAAGUAGUACAGUCCAAGGAAAACUUCACCACUUGAUCACUGAAUGCAUAAAUUAGCCCUCAAUCACUGAGUUUUGAAUAUGUACAAAAGUUAAGACAAGGCACUCUCAACCUUAUCCUAAACACGUUUCAGUGGGAAACAAUUCCAGUGAUUUAAAUGGAAUUUAUAGCCAAAUAAUUUUAGGAUUCAGCCUUAGUAUGAAUGCCUUCCCUAAAAUUGCAUGAAAUUUGGAUGUGUUGGAUUCAGUUCUAUUGAGCAUUCUGAAUAGUUGAGAUGCUAAAAAACCUUUUCAAAAACAUUUAAACUGCCGUUUUAUAUCGUUUAGAUCUUUAAAGCCUUUGAAGCCAUCCUAUCCCUUUAUAGUAAGUUAUUUCAUAAUCAACAUUUUCUGAAAUAAUUCUGAUUGUUCUUAGCAUUUUGAAAUUUUAUAUCCAUUUUACCAGCUGAAGCAUAGAAUAACUUUACAAAUAAUAGAUUUGUCAAAUAUUUGUACAUUUUCCACUUGCUGAUACAAUAUUCCUCAACUGAACUUUAAAGCACAACAGUUUAUUGUACUUCAGCAAAUUCAGAGUAUUUGUAUAAAAGUAUUUUUGUGUUAGCAGUUUGGUUGGGAAGUCUCUAUUCUGUGCACACGAAAAGCACACAUUGAAUCAAGAACCCAGUUCUAGGAGCUGCAGUUUUGGGAACGGAGGCUGGAACGGGACAUUAGCGAAGCAGUGUGGCUACCAAUAAAAGUCUCAGGCCUUGCAUCACCUCCUCUCCCCUAAGAUCUAGUACUACAAAAUGUGUGGUCAGAUGAUGUCAUCUGGGAUAGGAUGUAGCUUCCCGUUCAACUGCCACACACCUACAUGGUGCUGCCCCACCUGGCCCCUGCCUAUAUUACCUCCCAGUAAUGCCCAUGUCUGCUGCUCAUCAGCAACAGCUCAGCACCAAGUUCCACCCACAUGAACCACCACUGUUUGUACUGCCGGAUGUCGGGAGGCAAUGCAGAGCUUUGCCAUACAGCUCCUAUGAUGUCUGUUUCCAGCCUGUGUUCUCAAGGUAUUAUGGGGCACCGCUUUCUGAUUAAGCUGUAAAUAUUGAGAACAAGCACUCCAUUGCCACAGUGUCGAUGAUUUGAGAGACACUUAUAAUUCAUUUUAGUUUUCAUUCCAGUUUUAUGACAUUCUGUAGUUCACCCACUCUUUUACAAAGUGUUUCUACAUUUUCUAUUUUUCUGUCGGGAUGGUUUACCACGUCUGUGUAACUGUUAGGAUACCAAUGGAUCAACUGCUAUAGUGUAUCUUAAAAUUUAUAAAAUGUUUAAAGAUUCAUGCAAUAUAAUAAAAUAGUUUUUAAAACUUA
Messenger RNA from Hemicordylus capensis (graceful crag lizard), 8377 nucleotides. It is a transcript of the gene FAM171B, whose product is annotated as family with sequence similarity 171 member B. Bases 550 to 3009 code for a protein of 819 amino acids. The record is from RefSeq and is a predicted model, not a curated record. Lineage: Eukaryota; Metazoa; Chordata; Lepidosauria; Squamata; Cordylidae. The transcript is spliced from 8 exons.